AUGGACGACGCGGGGGUGACGGUGUCGUACGCCUCGGGCGCGUACGCGACUGGCUUCGUGAUCCUGCUGGUGGGCGUGGUGCUGCCCAUGGUCUACAUGGUGCUGCAGAACAAGAAGGCGUUCAAGGCGAAGAAGAUCGCGUGGUUGAAGCGGAAGACGAAGCGGCCAGGAGAUGCAACUCGGCGUGCAAUUGAGAGACAACAAGAGGAGCAAUAUGCAACGUUGAGCUGCUGA
Phytophthora sojae is the source of this 234-nucleotide messenger RNA. RefSeq lists its product as hypothetical. The record is from RefSeq and is a predicted model, not a curated record. NCBI's taxonomy places the organism in Eukaryota, Oomycota, Peronosporomycetes, Peronosporales, Peronosporaceae. The coding region runs from base 1 to 234 and encodes 77 amino acids. The transcript is spliced from 3 exons.